UGGCGGAACGUAUACAUUCCUUUUGUCCAAGAUGGCGGAGUUGAAACAGGUUCACUGAUUCUAAAUAUGUUUUUAAACGCGUUUAUCCUUUUUUAAAUUUUUUAUAUCAAAAUACAUGCAAAGUCUUUAACGUCGCGAACAUUAGUUACAAGUUAUUAACGUCCGUUUAUGUGUAACGUCUCCCAAAAGUGAGGAAUUUGCUUACAGAUUGGAUUUUUUUUUUCUGCAGACACUGGCUGGCUAGUUAGCAACAACAAAAAGUUUGGGCACCGUUUGAAAAUGAAGCGACAGGCCGGGAGGGACUCCAGUCCUAGUAGGACUUUAGCGAAACGAAUACGGGAAAGAGAGCGGGACCGGGACGGGUCACGGAGAGAAGACCUGCCGCUCCCACCACUUGCUUUGCUGCUCGCUGAAAGCGGGAGGCAACAUGCUCGGAGUAGGAGCAGGGAACGAGAAAAGACACGGCUUCGGGAGGAGCGUGGAGGCACCGGAGAUCCCCUCCAUCACCGACAACAACACCACGACCUCGAUCUCAUCGGCCGACCCUCUCUCCGGACGACAGCCGUCCUGCCUAAAGGCCAAGCGGCAGCCGAACUACUGGGCCUCCGGGGGGGAACCGGUGGGACUCUGGAAUACAAAUCGUUGCUCAUUAGCAAUCUCGGCUCGGUGCUUGCUGACGAGCACGUUGAAGACGGACUGUUUCACGAGUUUAAAAAGUUUGGGGACGUUAGUGUGAAACUAUCUCACACUCCAGAACUAGGCCGAGUCGCCUACAUCAAUUUCCGGCACCCGGAGGACGCUAAAGAGGCCAGGCAUGCCAAAACCAGGCUAGUACUCUAUGACCGCCCCCUCAAAGUAGAGCCCAUGUACGUCCGGCGGCGCAGCUGCACGCCGCCGGAUAUGGGCUAUGUCCCCAUCCAUGGCGCCCCAUAUCCCUCUUAUAGACAGAGGUCCCUCUCCCCCUGCCCUGGAGUUAGUAGUAUCAGAGAUAUCCGACCACCAAGACAUUACCAUGUAGAGGGACUGGGACUGAGCAGAGAGAGGGAGAGGAUCUUAGAUUACUAUGGGAUGUUAGACGAGAGGGGACGGCCUUACGGGCUGCCUGUACCUGAGCAUGAUGACAUAAAACCUGAGGACGACGCGAGGGCGUGCAGGAACCUGUUCAUCGGCAACCUGGAUCACAACGUCACCGAGGGCGAGCUGAGGAGAGGCUUCGAUAAGUACGGCAUCAUUGAGGAAGUUGUAAUUAAACGACCUGCGCGAGGUCAGGGUGGAGCCUACGCGUUCCUCAAGUUCCAGAACUUAGACAUGGCUCACCGGGCUAAGAUAACCAUGCAGGGUCGCGUGAUUGGCGGGAACCCGGUGAAGAUAGGCUACGGUAAGGCCAACCCUACCACCAGACUCUGGGUAGGCGGGCUGGGACCCAGCAAUUCCCUGGCAGCCCUGGCCAGAGAGUUUGACCGUUUUGGCAGCAUCCGGAACAUACACUAUGCGAAAGGGGAUAGUUUUGCCUACAUUCAGUAUGAGAGCCUAGAUGCCUCUCAGGCUGCAUGCACUCAGAUGAGAGGGUUCCCUCUAGGAGGCCCAGAGAGGAGGCUGAGGGUGGACUUUGCCAAGGCUGAGGAGCCCCUGCCUCGUAGUUACCCAACAGGAUACCAGCCCCCUGUGUCCCAGCCUGCCCACCUGGACCUGCUGAGGCAUCGCGACCGUAGCCUGGAGAGAGAGCUACGCUCCCGGGACCACUCGCCACCCUCCCACGCCCUGUUCACCCAGCGGGAGAGAGAGAGAGCUAUGCUGGACAGGGGGGACAGAGAGUUCAUCUCUCCAACAAAUAGCCUUGAGCGCAGGGGGAGUGAUGCGUUUGGGGUGUCUCGUGGUGGCCGAGGGGACCGGGCAGCCCGGAGCCGAAGCAGAGAGCGCUGGCUGAAGGAGAGAGACGCAGAGCGGGCUGGGGCGGAGAGACGCAGACACAGGUCCCUUUCCCUUGACGGACCCUCUCAGGAGAAGGAGAGAGGCAUGUCCAAGGUGAGAGGAGGAGCAGGGCCAACUUCUCCAGAAGACAGCCCAGACAGAGCCAGGGUCCGGGCCCCAGACUCUACCACCGAGCCCAGGGGACAGAGCCCCGACAGCAGCCGCCACUCCAACGAGGACCGGGCCGGCCAGGACGGCCACGAGACAGCCUCCAGCAGGGACCGACACAAGAAGACUGGCGGGGACAGAGAGAAGGACCGUGACCGCAACCACCGUGCCAGCGACACAAGCCACACCUCAGACACGCUUAAUAAAGACCCCAGAACACCCAGUACGCUGUCGGAGUGUGCCACCACCCUCACCAAAGCCUGGCACGGUCACUUCACCCUGAAGAACUCCUGUUUCCCCACUAACAUGCACCUGUUAGAGGGAGGCUCCGGGUUCUUCCACUCUGUCAUGAAGGACCACCAGGCCAAGGGGAAACUGACCCAGCUGAAGAUCGCCCAGCGACUGAGGAUGGACAAGACCAGGUUGAACGAGGUCACCAGGAGGAUCAAGCAUGGUGGCUCCGAGGGCUACACUGUUCUCCUGGCCCUGCAGGGCCCCGUUGACCGCGAGGCCUCUCCACCUGAACCAGGCCUACAGAUCAGACUCCUCCGUCACCUGGUCACCUACCUGAGGAACAAAGAGGCUGCAGGAGUGAUCAGUCUACCUGUAGGUGGGGCUAAGGAGGGGGGAAAGGGGGGCAUGCUGUACGCCUUCCCCCCAUGUGACUUCUCCCAGCAGUUCCUCCAGAGUGCACACAGGACUUUGGGCAAUCUGGAUGAAGAGCACCUGGUGGUUGUUAUUGUCAAUGACUCUGCCUAACUUAGACAGAAGACACCUCUUUGUGGUGUUGGCUGUCAAUGUUAUUACACCCACGUUAACAGACAGCUGUCAGUAGGGCUGGGAAUUUCCAGGGACCUCAUCAUACUUAGGUGCCGAUACAAUAUGUAUUGUGAUUCUCACGAUUCUAUUAGUAUUGUGAUUCUAUUAGUAUUGUGAUUCUCACG
Molecule: messenger RNA, 3023 nt
Organism: Oncorhynchus gorbuscha (pink salmon)
Lineage: Eukaryota; Metazoa; Chordata; Actinopteri; Salmoniformes; Salmonidae
Product: putative RNA-binding protein 15B
Exons: 1
Coding region: 280-2838 (852 amino acids)
Biological process (GO): regulation of alternative mRNA splicing, via spliceosome
Cellular component (GO): nucleus
Molecular function (GO): mRNA binding
Source: RefSeq, a predicted model, not a curated record